GGACAGCUUCUCCGCAACGCAGUAUGCUGGCUUCUUUGGCCUGUUCACCCUGACUCGUGGGGGUUUUUCGGCGACGGCCAAAGGCACCGCGAACCCGCCGUAACUCUUUUCCCUUGAGGUUCUGGUUUAUGACACCUUGCCAGAGUCGCACAGAACAAAGUGUCGGAAAAAUUCUGGGCCAGUCAGCUAUUUCGGGUGCCUAUAUGCGAUCACGAUAUAGCUUCAUCCAGAAAGGCGGCGGCUCCCUCGUGGACAACCAACAUCAUGCAAUGCAUUACUGUUACGUGGGCGGUACGGAUAGCAAAGCCAUGCCAAAUCACCCACACGGAGUGCUCGUGCCUAGUCAAUCACGUCAAUCUAUCCCGCUCCAGCAACAGUUUGAUCGUCUUGCACAGUGGACCUUGGCGGAGCAUCAUAUAGCGAGACAACCGACUUAUGAUCGCCCGUCAGCCCAGAGCACGAGCAGCCGGCAUCUAUAGGAGCCGAGUAUAGCAAAUGGCACGGCUGAAGCUGCUGGCAAAGCACAUUACUCGCCAGCGCUCUCCCAGCCAUCGGAACACACAUCCAAUUGGUGGUUUGCCCCGGAAUUGGCCAUGUCUCAUAGACAUGGAGAUGAACCAUUAUUCUGGAAGCGAGUUGAUGUGCCGACCGACUGUGAGUGAUCUGGGCUAUGCAGUGUCCUAGCUCACACU
Molecule: messenger RNA, 692 nt
Organism: Colletotrichum acutatum
Lineage: Eukaryota; Fungi; Ascomycota; Sordariomycetes; Glomerellales; Glomerellaceae
Exons: 2
Coding region: 129-479 (116 amino acids)
Source: RefSeq, a predicted model, not a curated record